CGGAGCGAUGGCGGCCACUCGCCUGGAGCUGAACCUGCUGCGGCUGCUGAGCCGCUGCGAGGCGCUGGCGGCUGAGAGGCGGGAGCCGGACGAGUGGCGGCUGGAGAAGUAUGUAGGUGCUCUCGAAGAGAUGCUCCUUGCAUUAAAGAAACACUCAAGCAAGCCUGCCCCUGAAUUGCUGAAUGAAUAUGCCCGCAAAGUGGACUUCUUGAAGGGAAUGUUAGAAGCUGAAAAAUUGUCCUCGUCAGCAGAAAAGGCCUUGGCAAAUCAGUUCCUGGCCCCCGGCCGAACUCCCACUACAACCAAAGAGCGAACCCCAGCUACUAAAAUGGUUCAUCUGCAGACAAAGGCUCGCUACACUGGCAGGAUGAGGAGUGAACUGCUUGGUACAGAUCCCUUGUCUGUCAAUGAGUCUGAGGAGCUAAAUUUAAGGAAACGGAAAGGCUUUGUGUCUGAAGAGAAGCAGUCAGCAACUGAGCUGGAUGCCGUGUUACAGCAUCAUCGCAGCAUGCAGGAGAAGCUGGCUGAAGAAAUGUUGAGUUUGGCUCGCAGUCUCAAAAACAACACCCUGGCAGCACAGAACGUUAUUAAACAAGAUAACCAGAACCGUGUCCUCAGGCCACAGCUGGAGCAGAUGAUUUAGGGUGAAUGGUCUGUGAGUGUCAGCAGGUCCAUAGGCAGCAAGAGGUGAGCAUUGUACCCAAUGGUUCCCAUGGCUGGGUGGUAAAGCAGUUAGUUGGUCCUGGGUGUUUUCCAUUGGCUAUGCCAUACAAAGACUCUGUGUACUAGACCUCAUGGACUGUGGCCACCCUGCCAAAAUGGGGGCCAGCAGGGGCAGUUCACCAAAUGGUGAAAGCAACAGACAGGAGCCUAGAGUUCUAUUUUUGGCUCUGCCAUUCACUCCCCAUGUGGCUCUAGGCAAAUCCCUUCCCUGAUCUGCCGCCAUUGUAAAUACAGGAUAAUACCUCACAUGGAUGAGGCUUCAUUCUUCAUUGCUUCUCAGCUGCUAGAGAAGUGCCAGUUCUUUUGGAAUCCCAUCUCAACUGUGGUGGUAUGACAGAGGAGUGGUAUGCAAAGGGGAUAUUUCGUAGCGUAAAUUGGGACAACAUGCUGCCGGAGCACUCAGCAUCGAGUUGGAGAGAAAAUGUGACCACUCUCCUCCUCCUCCUCCACCACAUGCUUUGUUGAUUUUAGGAUGCCACAUCAAAGGGGGUCAUAACAAAAGGAGGGAAGCGAAUGACACAGGAAGGAAAGCCAUUUGUGUGCAUUGAACAGCAGCAUCUCACAAAAUGUAGCCUCACUUUCUUCCUUCCGUGGGACUGGCCAUGCCCUGCGUAGAACUUAUUAGUUCAUCCCUUUAUUUCCUACCAAAAACAUGUUUAGAUUCUAUCAGUAUAUUACAUUGUUACUCUAGCAGCUCGUGAAAGGGAUGGAGUCAGAGCAUAGUUUACUGCCUAGAAGUCCUGAAUGUGGUACCAUGGUAUUGCAUCCCUCCAAUCUCUGAUACACACACAUUAGUUCCAUUUCAUUCCAGCAAUACGCCAGUAACUUGCAGCAGCAGUGACUGCGUGGGCUGUCGGUUGCUGCAAAGUGCUGUAACUCAUCCGAUGAACUCUUUAUUUCUACAGCAUCCUGCAAUCCCACAGUCCCUAGCAGGUGAUGAAAUCUCACUUGUAUGUGGAGCAGAUGCUAAGCAUCCCUGUGACACCUGAAUUAUGGCAGAAAUAGACCAAGAAGGAAGGUGUGGGAGGGAACUCUGUAAAGAUAAAUGUGCCUGAAUCAGGCUUCACACAUUAGAUAGUAAAUCCCCAAUGGAAGAGGGAAAUUGAACCUCAGGUGGAGAAGAAUCACAAUUCCAGAUUCAACAGUGGGCUCUUAAUGCCCAAGCUAUGUUUUCCUUGUCCUGUCAGUCACACCUGACCAGAGUGCCAAUGUGAUUCUAUAACCCUGCAGCUCACUAGAAGACCUGUCCAUGCUCAUCCACCUGCUCUACCAUGUUAAGGUGCACACCCAGGAGCUACCACUUGAACUGAAUCAGUUUGGAAACUGAUGUAGCUGAAGCAGUGCUGCCUCCUUUUUAUGGGCACUUAAAUCCUCGUCAGAUAGCCUUGUAUUUAUUUAGCACAAGCCUGUAAGGAAUUGACUUAUGCCACAUAGAUGUGUGGUUCGCUCAAACUGAUUUAAGAAUGUCCACACAAGAUGCUUGUGGGGAAGGUUGAACUAAUUUUGCUACAACCGUUUCUAAACCAGUUCAGCUAAACUGGUACAGCUUUUUGUGUUUAGACAACGCUUAACAAAGAGAUCAUGCAGGCACACAGCCUUAUGUAUCCCCAGUGUAUAUCCUGGGGCAUAUAGUUUUGGGAUGUGGGUUAGGCAGAUGCCUAGCACAGGGCCUCAUGGCUGUGCACUGCUGUUUUGGAGAUUUGCAGUUGAACAGACAUUUCUGAAUGUAAGGGCCUGGUCCACAGCCCACUGAGGUGAGUGGAAGGAUUCCUGUCUCAGCCACAUUAGCAUUAAAUCCCCUUUUGGAAGAGGACUGAGUUGUAUAUUUGGUCAAAUUGUGCUGCUUUUGCAUGCGGAGGAAAUCUGGUAUAUUGGUGCUUUGUUUCUGAUGCUGGUAUGUCAAAUGUCUCCCUGCGUUGGUCAUGUAUGAGGACUCAAGUAAAGCUGGCUUUACAUGGCCACUUUCUGUUCAAUACCAUGGCAACACCAGGAACACACGAUGGUGAAGGAUUUUGAUGCUGAAUCUGAGAUACAAAGUGCCUUCAGGAAAUAGAAAGCAUUUACAGAGGUUUAACAGGAAUUCGUUCCCUUCUUAAGCUGCCACCAUGUUUGCUGUUGAAGUUGGGGUGCAGGGGAAAGUGGUAGCUGCUACUUUGACUCGGAGUUAAAGAGAUUCCUUUUGCCAGUCCAGAGCUGGUUUGUGCCGAGAUCAUUCUCAGACUCAUAGUCUUUAAGGUCAGAAGGGACCAUUAUGAUCAUCUAGUCUGACCUCCUGCACAAUGCAGGCCAUACAAUCUCACCCAUCCACUUCUAUAACAAAUGCUGAACCUAUGUCUGAGUUAUUGAAGUCCUCAAAUUGUGGUUUGAAGACCUCAAGCUGCAGAGACCCGUGCCUCAUGCUUCAGAGGAAGGCAAAAAACCUCCAGGGGCUCUGCCAAUCUGCCCUGUAGGAAAAUUCCUUCCUGACCCCACAUAUGGUGAUCAGUUAAAACCCUGAGCAUGUGGGCAAGACUCACCAGCCAGCACCCAGGAAAGAAUUUGCUGUAGUAACUCAGAUCCUCCCCAUCUAACAUCCCAUCACAGACCAUUGGGCAUAUUUACCUGCUGAUAACUUGGCAAUUGAUCUUUGAUUAAUUGCCAAAAUUAGGCUAUCCCAUAAUACCAUCCCCUCCAUAAACUUAUCAGGCUUAGUCUUGAAGCCAGAUACGUCUUUUGCCCCCACUACUCCCCUUGGAAGGCUGUUCCAGAACUUCACUCCUCUAAUGGUUAGAAACCUUCGUCUAAUUUCAAAUCUAAACUUCCUAGUGUCCAGUUUAUAUCCAUUUGUUCUUGUGUCUACAUUGGUACUAAGCUUAAAUAAUUCCUCUCCCUCCCUAAUAUUAAUCCCUCUGAUAUAUUUAUAAAGAGCCAUUAUAUCCCCCCUCUGUUGUUAUAGGAAACCACAGUUCAGGCCUGCACAACCCCCGACACCCUAGAGCUAAACAUCCAUUUCUGCUUAGAGCCACACAUGGGAGAGCCAGAGAACUUGGCAAAACAAAGGAAAAUCUUUAUGGAAGGGGCAUUUUCUCUUUGUUUAGCUGCUUCAUGGUUUCUGCUGCUGUUUUGUUUUCUUCCUGGACAUGUUGUCUAGUGUUUAUCUCAUUGUUUUGUCUCUAAUGCCAUUUGGCUCUAGGAGGUGGACAAUAAAUCAGGGACUGGAGAAGGUUUAGGCUGAACAAACUCCACGUUCCUGAGAGGGAGACUCUGAUGUCGAGGCAUCUUCCUCACCUCUCUGGAAGCACAAACAGCCUAGAUUAGCUAAUAACUGACAGGUAGGCAUGCAGCUGGGGAGCCUCUGGGUAGUAAACAAUUAGAGAAAACUGGCACACUAGUAGUUUUCCAUCAGAGAUUGUCCCCCUGCCCAUUCUGUUUGCACUGCAUAGCCCUCCUCCCACCCUUAGUCUCUGAUUGUGAGCUCUCGGGCACAGACAGGGUCCUCUUCUGGGUUUGGAAAACAGCCAGCAUUUUGUGACUGGUAUUGCAGUCCAAAUAAUAAAUAACUGGUGCUUUUUUGGCACUGUAAGUGAUGGCCAGGGGACAUGUGCUGGCCGGAUUGAUGGAUUUGAGCCCCUAUGAAAAGGUACCUUGUGAUAAUUCUGUAGGGGACAGCAACCCUGAUGGGCAGAAAGUGAAGGUGAGAACAGUAAUGGAAACAGGAAAUAGAGGUGAAUUAGAUGUGUCUGGGGUUUAGUGUUUGCUAAGACUCAAGUGUCUGUGCAUGCGUGUGUGCAUCCUUAGCUGUGGAACAAACCUCUGGAUAUUAAGGCAUCCUAACUACAAACUCUGUGGCCUGGUGUGUCUUGUACAUUGGUGUUUGUGUUACAUUGCAGUUUGCUGUGCCACUCAUCUGCUCUCAGUAAGCAAAAAUUUAAAUCCGUAUAAAUAAAAAGAAUUACAUUAGAACAGAGGAGGAAUUCAAUGGAACUUAGACUGAAUAUUGCACCAUCAUUUGUGACAUUUUAAAACCAGGCUGGACAAAGCACUAGUAAAGAUACAAGAGGGCCAGUCCUACAGUAGGGAAUGGACUAGAUGUGACCUCCUUGAUCUCUUCCGUCUCUAGCUUCUUUGAUUCCAUUCAAUGAGUGGUGCCAUCUGUCAUUUUCACCUUGAGCGAAGGCUACAUUUGCUAAUGCAACAAUGGGAUUGUCCAGAAGGAUUUGGCAGUAUUUCCUGUGUUAACAGUAAAACACUGGGGCUUCUUUCCUUAGCACGUAAGGCGACAGGAUCUUCAUCCUCUGAGCUUUCUCCCACCAAUAGCUGUAUGUCUGAGUACUCAGUUAUCGGAACGGGUGCGGGCGGAAGGAAGAGUAAGAAAGGAACUGUGUCAACCCAUGACGUGAAAUCUUUUGCAUUAGGAGACUUGGCACUAGUUCUAGGUCUUGGAACGGGAUGGGAUGAAUUUCCCAUGGUCAGCUCUCAUGCAUGCUCAGCUGCUGGCCUACUGAGAAGUCUGUUCUGCACUCUAUGCAAUGACAUCCUGCAUCUUGAGAACCAUGUGGCACUUUUAAGUCCCCUCCAUAAAGAACUGUCUGGGCUGUUAUACUGCAGUAAUAGAGGUGUCUAAAUACCCCCUGUUGGGGAUCUGGAAUUUCCCCUUUUUUUCCCAGCUACAGAAUGUGUUGCAGCUGGAAGCCCCAAGCUCAAACCAGUGCACUGUAUUGGGUUGUGGUGGAUUCUCCAUCACUCACAAGUUUUAAAUCAAGAUUGGAUGCUUUUCUAAAAGAUCUGCUCUAGGGAUUAUUUUGGGGAAGUUCUAUGUCCUGUGUCAUACAGGAGCUCAGACUAGAUCAUCAAAAUGAUCUUUCUGGCACUGGAAUCUAGUAAUUGCAUAUAAAACACAACUAUCAAUUAGUGGUAGAGCAUCCCUUGUUCAUGACUGAGUAGGAUUUCUAAAGCAUCUGACAGCGGGUUAUCUAGGCAGUGAACUGCAGCCUGUUGUGCAGCUCCCAUCUUGUUCCAAUUGCUCAAUCUUUCUUUGCCUCCAGCAGUGUUCAUUCCUCUUGCUGGUGCUGGGACAAUGCUGUUUAGAAGAAUAUUUUGAUCCUGGCCCUGGUCUCUCUCUCUUUGACCUAAGCUGGGCUGGUUCUGUGGCAAUGCAGCAGUUUACGAGCACACCAGCACUGCAGUAACCCUCCUACCUCCCAGAAUCUGAAAGUAAAGCUGGAUCCUCUGCUUACACCACUAACCAGAGACAUUUGACUAAGGGACAUAUGAAACCUUGGAGGCCCUGUGCAAAGCUUGCUGCAUUCAGUGAGUCUGCAAUAGCAUGAAUGGCUAGCCCUGUGCAUAGAACUUAGAGAACAAUGUGUUGGAGGCGCACGAGGAACAGAAACCAGCUCAGUCUCUCUUAGCUGCAUUGGCUCUAACAGAUGUAAUGUGUUUAAAAAAAAAAAAAAUAGUGCCUCAAAUAAAUCAUCUGUUCUGAUAUGGACUGCCCAGAGGGAACAGGCCUGCUGAGUGAAUGAGAGCUAGUUUACAAAGUCACACUGCAGAGUGAAACUGUAUGUUAAAUUCUCAGCUUGCUGCUGUCUAGGUGAAUCCUUUUGGUAAGGAUUUUGCUGCUAGGGAGCAAGGGAUUUGAAGUUUUGAUGGGAUUGAUCUGAUGCGGCUAAGUUUUUUGUUUUUGAGUCAAUUCAGUGGUUUCAAAUGAAGGAGGACCAGCGUGAUUCUUAGUUUCCAAUGUCACAGAGAAGAGGAAGUCUGAAAUGCAGCAGUGCUCUCCAGAAAGAGUCCUCAGUAUUUGCAUACUGCAGUAGAAUAGUGGUCACAGAAUGGAAAAACUAGAUUGUUUGUUUGUUUGGUGACCUAAUAUACGCUGAAAUUCUUCUGGAUGUGAAGCCAUGCCAGAUAUGCCUUCACACGACCUAUAAUCUGAAACAGUUUGGAUUUAUGAUAACACCAACUCCUUGGCCAGUAUAUUCUUGCCUUUAUUCUAAUGUGUUUUUGGCAAAGCAAAGGGAAAGAGAACACGUGUCACUAUUGUAAUAGUUAAGGGCCUGGUCUGUAGGUGUGUGCCCUUAAAGACAUGAUGCUGCUCUGUGAGAGAGGGCACAGGGGAAGCAACAGCUAAAUACUAUUUGACAGUCCUCUUUCUACCCCCCCAGCCCAUUCUAUGACCCCUUGACAUAUGCACAGAGCAACUCUAGGGCUAGGUACAGCCUUGGGGGGCAUCAGAGCACCCUGCUCCCUUCCCAGGUCUGCAGUGGGGACCUAAGAGUAGCAGAUGGUAGCCUGCUGCAUCUGCAGUGCCUUAGAACAGAGAGCAUCCAGUGCACAGCAAAAGCCCAUCUGUUACCGCUCCUGGGCCUGCCAGAACCAACAGGUGAGAGCACUGGACCCACAGGCUGCUUCCACCCUGAGAACUUAGAGGGCCUCAGUGAGCCAAGAGUGUAGUUGUCAAGAUUUGUAUGGGGCAUGGUCCAGCUCCUGCCAGAUCCUGCAGGGGCUUCUCCAUGUGGGAACCAGAUGGGAUAGUGCUGCUAUUGCUGUGGAGCAUGUGAAUACACAUUCCAGAACUGCAGCUAAAGAAUAUAUAGGAAUUGGGUUUGUGGAAGUCCCUGUGCACAUGACGUGUGGCCCUCCUGGCACAGGGUCCCACAGCUCAGCGCAGCUCCUGCCAUGGCCAUGCUCUGAAUUGUUUUCACAGGACUUUUACAGCUGCCCCAUAUGAACCUGCAACAAGGGGCUGGAACUGCUCUGCUAUGAGAUCAGUUUUAUUCCACUUUCUUUUCUGACAAUGGGCUCUCUUGAUGCCAUGGGGUUUUUUGGAGGGUGAGGAUAGGGGGCACUCUGCUGCCUUGUUUUGUGUGUGUUGCUGCUGCCUCCUCUGAAUGGGGCUUGGUGCUGGCUGUCAGGGAUGGGAAGGAAACUAAAAUAUUUGGCCAAUCUCUUCAGGGAGGCCCCCUGUUGAUAUUCAGGCUUCUGCAUCACUGAGGAGAGCCUCACUGGUGCCCAGCACCUGCAAUUCCCACCAGAUUCAGUGGGAGCUGUAUGGGCUCCCUGAGAAAAUGCCUGUUUGCAGCCAGCUGUUACUCAGGGGCAGACAUGAUGGGGUCUGGGGCUGGUGGGAAGGUCCCCAUUCCCCCCCCCCAUCUUGUUUUCCUUUAGCCUGGGGCAAAUCAAAGCUGCCAGGGGAGAUGAAAGGCCCCGGCCUGCUGUGCUGCAGCACCUGCUAGAGGCACUAUAACAUCAUAUAUUUCAUUAGCAGAGAAGCAUGUCUCAUUAAUUCUGAGCAGUGUUUCCAAUGGAAUCUGAGCCUCCUCUGUGCUGAGUGCUGUGAUUGAAACUCACUAAUUAAUACAGAGAAACACACACAGUGAUGCUUUCAUCCUAUACUCCAUCUUUUUCUCUGAUCCUGUGAUCAGACAGGAGAGACGCCCCUGCCAAAGGCCCAUCCUCACUUUUACACUACAGAUUCUUCAUGCUAAUUCAUUUCCCCCCUAGAUUUUAAGCUGGGCUAUGUCUCCAGUACAGGGAGGAAACCAAUUGCUGAGGGGCUCUUCAGAUCCCAUUGUCUCCAACAAUCUGCAUGGGAAGCCUUGCAAGAAGAGCCGAGAGAAAAGAGAAAUUCCAGCCUACUGAGAUCUCCACAGGGGAGAGGAUGAAGCGUAUUAGGACUCAAGACAAGCUAGUGCUGAAAAGUUCCCUGUUCGUUUUGGGGGGUUUGAGGGGCUGGUUUAUUGGAGCUGUCAGCAAAGAUCAAACCUAUUGUGUUACAUACCCCCAAGCUUCUGGCAGUGCCAUUGCAAAUCUUGCACUGGCAUAAAAAAAACAUGGGAGCAGCAUAAGCUAUGUCAGCGGGAGAAGCUCUCCUGCCGACAUAGUGCUAUGCACAUGAGCACUUAUGUCACGCGGGGAGAUGGAAUAUUCACUCCUGAGUGCCAUACUUUUGUCAACAUAGGCUGUAGUGUAGACAUAGCCUUAAAAACACCUUCAUGAACAGCACAGAGUCAAGGCUGAUGUAGUUAGGUCAACACAGUGUCAGUGCAGACCCUGCAUUGCUUAUGUCGACUGUUACUGGCUUUCAGGAGCCCUCCCACAAUGACCCACACUAACAGUACAAUCGAUACAAGCACUCCUGGUGAGGACACACACCGCUGACACAAGAAGCAAAGUGUAGGCAUGCACAAGUGAUGUAAUUACUGUGGCGCCUAUAUGCCAACAUAAGUUAGGUCAACUUAACUUUGUAACGUAGACAUGGCUUGAACUAAAUACAAGUUGGGAAAGAUUGUUAAGCAGACGUGGUAACACGUGGAGGUGGUCACUUGGAAUGAAGUGGGCAAUUGCAGGUUAGAUUGUUAUGCAUAAAGGGUUUGAAGUGGGCAAUUAAGAGUAUCAGGCAGUGUGGUCUGUUACAAACUUGUAAUAAGCUAUAAAGGCAGAGGCCCUGUUAAGUCAAUGGUGUCCAGCCGAGUUAUGAAUUUAAGUUCAGUGCUACCUCACCUAUAUUCUCUCUCUCAUAUCCUGGGACCAACAUAGCUACAAUAACACUGCAAAAAAAUUUCAAAUACAUUAUGAAUGUAAGCUGUUAAUUGUGACUCUUGUGAUGAUUGAGAAUUUCCAAUUUUCCAGUGCUUGGACACUUCUCUUAUCAGUGUUUUACAAAUGACAUGCACAUUUAUGCAUGUCACAGCAUUAUACUUAGAUAACAUUAUCUUACAUCAAGAAGGAAAAAUUUUAAAUACAUGAAAGGAGAGUGUGAUUAUCUCAAAGUUCCCCAUUAGCAGUUGUUAGAUGAUAAAUUAAUCAUCUAGGGAAGUAAGCAACGAACAAAGAAAAACCUCGUUGUUUUGGGGUACAGUUACUGGGUCAGAUAAGAACAAACCUUAUGUACUCAAGGCUGUCUACAUUUACCAUCUUUGAGAAAUGGAAUGUUGGGGGGGGGAGCCAGGUGGGGUGUGUGUGGGUGUAUAUGGAUUCAGUGGGAAUAUUGUGAAGGCGGCAGGAUAGUAUUUAAUGUAUCAGCCCAAUGAUUUUGGCGAAGUGUCUUGAAGUCCAUAGAAAUUAAAACCGGAAAAUGCCUACAGAUCAUCUUGUCCAGGGGUGGGCAACCUUUCAGAAGUGGUAUGCUGAGUCUUCAUUUAUUCACUCUAAUUUAAGGUUUCAUGUGCCAGUAAUACAUUUUAACAUUUUUAGAAAGUCUCUUUCUAUAAGUCUAUCAUAUAUAAACUAAACUAUUAUUGUAUGUAAAGUAAAUAAGGUUUUCAAAAUG
This is a messenger RNA of Gopherus flavomarginatus (Mexican gopher tortoise), 9973 nucleotides long. RefSeq names its product unconventional SNARE in the ER 1 (gene USE1). Gene Ontology annotation, molecular function: SNAP receptor activity. The transcript is spliced from 8 exons. The coding region runs from base 8 to 643 and encodes 211 amino acids. NCBI's taxonomy places the organism in Eukaryota, Metazoa, Chordata, Testudines, Testudinidae. Gene Ontology annotation, biological process: retrograde vesicle-mediated transport, Golgi to endoplasmic reticulum. The record is from RefSeq and is a predicted model, not a curated record. Gene Ontology annotation, cellular component: endoplasmic reticulum; SNARE complex.